Molecule: messenger RNA, 876 nt
Organism: Acanthocheilonema viteae
Lineage: Eukaryota; Metazoa; Nematoda; Chromadorea; Rhabditida; Onchocercidae
Source: the annotation of a GenBank genome assembly
AUGGCACGGACUAUGGAUAGAAAUGAGCUUUAUAAAGAACCACAAUCGUUUGCUAUUGGAUCAUAUACAUUUACAAACUGUCAGCUAAUAGGAAAAGGAACAUAUGGUACUGUCUACAAAGCAUACGAUAUUCAACAACGGACAUAUUUUGCGAUAAAGUAUUGUUUUGCAGGAUGCAAGAAAAUAUAUAUGAUAUUCGAGCAUAUUGAUUACGAUUUGAAAAUGCUUAUUGAAAAGUUGCAGCCCAAACCUUUACCAAUGCUUUACGUCAAAAGUUUCUUGUGGCAACUACUGCGUGCUCUUACUCUCUGUCAUACAAAUCGUGUAUUACAUCGCGACUUAAAACCACAGAACAUUUUAGUGGCUGCAAAUGGUACAGUAAAAAUUGCUGAUUUUGGUCUUGCACGUUCCUUCACAAUACCUUCUAGAUGUUAUACGCAUGAAAUAGUAACUUUAUGGUAUCGUGCACCCGAAAUUUUACUUCGUUCAAGAUUUUAUUCAACAGCAGUCGAUAUAUGGAGUUUGGCUUGUAUUUUUGCUGAGUUAGUUACCUCCAAACCGCUCUUUCAUGCAGAUUCUGAAAUCGGUCAACUGCUUCAAAUAUUUCAAAUUCUAGGAACUCCUACUCUGGAAAUUUGGCCUGACUUCAUAGAUUGUGUUGAUUACAAUGAUAAUUUCCCGAAAUGGACAGAAUGCCUUUUAGCAGAACACGUACCAGGUCUGGAUAGUGACGGCUUAGAUUUACUCGCGCAAAUGCUGCUAUAUCCACCUGAAGAAAGGAUCACUUCAAAAGCUGCACUCAGUCAUCGUUUCUUGGGAGAUGUACCAAUACAUAUUGAACCGGUUGCGACGUUAUUUGGUUCAGAUAAUGAAUAA